Molecule: messenger RNA, 1083 nt
Organism: Dipodomys ordii (Ord's kangaroo rat)
Lineage: Eukaryota; Metazoa; Chordata; Mammalia; Rodentia; Heteromyidae
Gene: Ccs
Product: copper chaperone for superoxide dismutase
Exons: 8
Coding region: 70-921 (283 amino acids)
Biological process (GO): removal of superoxide radicals
Molecular function (GO): copper ion binding
Source: RefSeq, a predicted model, not a curated record
UGCGCGACACCGCGCUUUGUCGGCGGCUGGACUCGCUGGGGAGCUGGGCGGCGGCUUCCUCGGUCCGGGAUGGCUUCGGACUCAGGGGACCGCGAGUCCCAAUGCACGCUGGAGUUCGCCGUGCAGAUGACCUGUCAGAGCUGCGUGGACGCGGUGCAAAAGUCCUUGAAAGGGGUGACAGGCGUCCAGAGUGUGGAGGUGCAGUUGGAGAAACAGAUGGUCUUGGUGCAGACCACUCUCACCAGCCAGGAGGUGCAGGCACUCCUGGAAUCCACUGGGCGGCAGGCUGUUCUCAAGGGCAUGGGCAGCAGUCGUUUAGAGAAUCUGGGGGCAGCAGUGGCCAUCCUGGGGGGAUCUGGCUCUGUGCAGGGGGUGGUACGCUUCCUCCAGCUUACCCCUGAUCACUGCCUCAUCGAGGGAACUAUCGAUGGCCUGGAGCCUGGGCUACAUGGACUCCAUGUCCAUCAAUAUGGAGACCUCACAAAGGACUGCAACAGGCCUCAGGUCCUCCCUGGCUUUUGGCCAGAAAUUGACAUUUUUGUCACGUGGACAGCUCCUAUCAAGGCAACUGGCUUUCAAGAGCGGCACCGUGGGGACCUGGGCAAUGUCCACGCUGAUGCUGGUGGCCGAGCCAUCUUCCGGCUAGAGGAUGAGCAGCUGAAGGUGUGGGACGUGAUUGGCCGUAGCCUUGUUAUCGAUGAGGGAGAAGAUGACCUGGGCCGAGGUGGCCAUCCCUUAUCUAAGGUCACAGGGAACUCUGGGGAGAGGCUGGCUUGUGGCAUCAUCGCACGCUCUGCUGGCCUGUUCCAGAACCCCAAGCAAAUCUGCUCCUGUGAUGGCCUCACUAUCUGGGAGGAGCGAGGCCGGCCCAUUGCUGGCGAGGGCCGGAAGGACUCAGCCCAGCCUGCUGCCCACCUCUGAGUAGGGCUUGGAGUUCUAUUGUGUCCUCCCUACCAAGCAUCUUCCACCUGCAGAGGUAGCAAAGGGGCCAUGCUAGUACAGGCCUAGGAGCAAUAGGUAUUGGGUAUGUAGGGGUUACUUGGAUGCAUCUUUAGCAAAUUAAACUUUUAUUUUCACAUGGAA